CCUAGAGCUGGAGCAGACUUCCAGCGCCCAUCCUGAAUUUCUACCUUGUUUAGCAGGGCAGUCACUUUAUAGGUCUCUCACAAUGUCUGACCCGUCUUUGGGUGCUGCCGAUGGCAAUGUUACGGCCAAGCGUAAGCGGGAUAGCACUGACAGCACUGGCCCCGAUGCCCAGCGCCUGAAUCGAUCCUCCAAUGGAAGCAACGGCAGCAUUCCUGCUCCAGAUGCCCAGCCAAACUUCACGCAUAGCUCUCUGGGCUCCUAUGAUACCCAUGGUCUCCCGAGCGCGACAGCAGAGCUCAAUAUCGAUCAGCAAAUCCUGCAGCAUGUCGGUCCGCAGAAUGGUAUCUCGGACGAUAAUACCCUCACUGCGAAGGCAGCGCUUGCUGCCCAUACGCCUCAGAACAAAUACCCGCCUCCCCCGGACUCAACCUUUGAUAACAAUCUUGCACAUGGCUUGACAUUUGGCGAUGACAUGGGUCAGGCUAUCAGCUCCGCACACGGUCAUAACUCUACUGCCGCCGCCGUCUACGCUGCCCGCGAAGCACAAAGUAUGAAUCAGAAGCCUUCGGUCGGUUCCCCGGAGUGGCACCAGAUUCGCAAAAACAAUCAUAAAGAAGUGGAACGCCGACGCCGUGAAGCAAUUAACGAGGGCAUCAACCAGAUCGCCCGCCUCGUCCCGAAUUGCGACAAGAACAAGGGGGCCAUUCUACAGCGCGCGAUCGAGUAUAUCUGCCAGUUACAUGAAGAUAAGAAAACUAUGAACGAGCGUUGGGAGCAGAACAACAUGACGACGAGUCAUGCAAUUAGCGAAAUCAGCGGUCAGAACUCAAAGUUGAAGGGCGAAGUCAACCGCCGUGGGGAUAUUGCGCUCAAGUGGCUGCAGCGCUGCCGCGACGCAGGUCUCGAAUUCGACGACUAUGAAGAUUCGAAAGAGCUGGAGCCUCUUGACGUGGACCAAGGCCAGGUCUAAUUUCCAGUAUAACUUGCAUUAUCGCGCGUGCAGGAACCGUGACAUGAUCAUCACUGCAUAGUUUCUCUCCUUUAAAUAUCCCAUGUGCUACGACCUGUUUCUGAA
This is a messenger RNA of Aspergillus ibericus CBS 121593, 1075 nucleotides long. RefSeq names its product putative HLH DNA binding protein (Penr2). The coding region runs from base 83 to 970 and encodes 295 amino acids. The record is from RefSeq and is a predicted model, not a curated record. Gene Ontology annotation, cellular component: nucleus. The transcript has 3 exons. Lineage: Eukaryota; Fungi; Ascomycota; Eurotiomycetes; Eurotiales; Aspergillaceae. Gene Ontology annotation, molecular function: DNA-binding transcription factor activity; protein dimerization activity.